AAAAGCAUGCCUUCCCCUGGAGACCGGAGGGACCGGUACGCUACAGACGAGGAGAAGAAUAAGCGCACGGAGCAGGUGUUGCGCCUGCCCUUCAGCGUGGACGCGCUCAUGUCCGACACGACACUGCAUGCGACCGACAGGAAAGCUCAAAAUCACUCGCACAGGCCGGAGGAGUUUCCUCAACAUUUAGUGGGCCUAUCUAUGAAAUCAGAACCAUCGGGAAGAGGGGACUGUGUGUCCUGGAUACCCAGCCCCAUUAAGAUGUCAACACCACAGCGGCAGCUCAGUCCAGCAGUUUGCUCCUUGAGGAAGCACAAAACCAACCGCAAGCCUCGCACUCCCUUCACCACUGCGCAGCUCCUGGCCCUGGAGAGAAGGUUUCGUCAGAAGCAGUACCUCUCCAUCGCAGAACGGGCCGAGUUCUCCUCCUCGCUCUCACUGUCCGAGACCCAGGUCAAGAUCUGGUUCCAAAACCGACGAGCUAAAGCUAAAAGGCUUCAGGAGGCCGACGUGGAGAAACUCAAAAUAGCGGCUGGCAUUGGGCCCAAAGCCUUAUUCCCCCCAGGCUUCUCGUCCUUAGGUUUUCCCCUCAGUGUUCACCUGCAGGCUGGACCAGCAGCUCUCUACGGACUGGCCUGCUCAUACGGCCGUGGCCCCAUUCUCCCUGCUGCACAUCUGUACGCCUCGCAGCUUGGCCACAGCCUGUACCACCGCUCCUGA
Molecule: messenger RNA, 720 nt
Organism: Gymnodraco acuticeps
Lineage: Eukaryota; Metazoa; Chordata; Actinopteri; Perciformes; Bathydraconidae
Product: homeobox protein MSX-2-like
Exons: 2
Coding region: 7-720 (237 amino acids)
Biological process (GO): embryonic morphogenesis; regulation of transcription by RNA polymerase II
Cellular component (GO): nucleus
Molecular function (GO): RNA polymerase II transcription regulatory region sequence-specific DNA binding; DNA-binding transcription factor activity, RNA polymerase II-specific
Source: RefSeq, a predicted model, not a curated record